AUGCGAAGAAACGGAGAAGUCGCGUUCCAGGAGUCUGAAAACUCAAGCGAAGAGGAUGUCGAGGAGGUUACGGAUGAGUCUGAUUCUGGAGACGAUGUGGCUCCGAGUUCCCCGCAGAAAGGGAAAGGAAGGGCGAAAGAAGACAGCUCAAUAAUAGUCCAAACCGCAUUCGACGCGUAUUUCACGUACAACAAGCCAGGGCGCGUCCAAACUUCGUCCAAUGUCUUCUCACAACUCGUUCUUCCUCUCAGCGCAGAGGAGUAUCGAGAUGCGAUCGAUUCUACACUGAAGAAGCCCCGAACUCUCCAACCGAGUCUGUUGAAAGAGGGACACAGGGGCUACCUAUUCUCCAGGUUUACUUGUGAACUAGAAGAAGGGUUCAACAUCCUCUGCUAUGGGUUGGGGUCCAAGCGACGCGUCCUCAAUCAGUUCGCUACGGAUGUUUGCUCGAAACGGGGUCAUGUCGUCGUCGUCAAUGGUUUUCAACCAGAUCUCAACGUGAAGGACGUUCUCAACUCGGUCGAGAGCAUCCCCGACAUUCAGGACCUCGAGCUUUCUUCGACGAACAUCGAUAGACAGGCACGUAGGAUCCACGACUUUUUCGCCUCUCACAAGACGCACCUCUAUCUAAUUAUUCACAACAUUGACGGCGCCCCUCUACGAGCGACGAAAACACAGUCAAUACUCGCUCUUCUCGGCCAGAACCCUCGAAUACACAUUAUCGCUUCUGUGGACCAUAUCAACGCUCCACUCCUUUGGUCUUCCUCCGAAACUUCUUCGAGGAAGCCGGGUGAAAUCGCCCCAUGCUCCAUCCCCUCCCGCGGGUUCUCAUGGCUAUGGCACGACCUCACCACGCUCGCGCCCUAUGACUUUGAGCUUGCCUUCGCCGACCGCUCGUCGCUGUCUGGCGCACACACCGGCGGAGCACGCAAGAAGACCGACACGCUCGCGGCGCAGAAUGCCACCGCGAUGAGCGAGACCGCCGCAUCACACAUCCUUGCCUCCGUCACGCAGAAGGCCAAGAAGCUCUUCGCACUCCUAGGAAAGCGGCAGCUUCAGGCGAUCGAGGGUGCGGACGACGGGUCGGCGGGGAACUUGCAGCAGUUUGGGAUGGGAUAUGAUGUGCUAUUCGCCAGUGCGAGGGAUGGAUUUAUAGCAACCAACGAGACUGCUCUUCGGGCGCUACUGGGAGAGUUCAGGGACCAUAACCUGAUCCUCUCUGGCCCGGCCGCGAGUGGAGGAGGCGAGCUACUCUGGAUCCCGAUGCGAAAGGAGAGGCUGGCGAACGUCCUGCGUUCACUGGAUGCUCAAUAA
This is a messenger RNA of Cyclocybe aegerita, 1314 nucleotides long. The record is from the annotation of a GenBank genome assembly. Lineage: Eukaryota; Fungi; Basidiomycota; Agaricomycetes; Agaricales; Hemipholiotaceae.